AUGAGCCCCCAAAACACAAAGCCCAAGAAUUUUACACAGUUCGCCACCACCGUGAAGAUGGUGGCCAAGCUGGAUGAGCCCGAAGAGCAAAACUACGUGAGAAAGCACACCCGCCAACUAGCUGAAAAACUCAGUGUGUCGAUGCGCGAAGCGGCCACCCGUAUCUUCUCCAACGCCUCCGACUCCUACUCCUCUAAUGUUAACCUUGCCGUCGAAAAUUCCUCCUAGAAUGACGAGAAAUAGCUCCAAGACAUGUACCUUAGUCGCAAAUCCUUUGCCUUUGACAGUGACGCUCCAGGCAUCGGCAUGACCGAGAAGCGCAAGGUCUUCAAAAUGGCCCUCAGCACCACAGACGCCAUGUUCAAAAACCUGGACUCAUCAGAGAUAUCGCUGACCGACGUAAGCCACUACUUCGACUCUGACCCGACCAAUUUGGUGGAGAACCUCUGGAAGGACGGGAAGAAGCCGAGCUCCUACAUUGCGGAUACGACGACUGCGAACGCGCAGGUGAGGAUGUUGUCAGAGACUGUGAGAUUGGAUACGAGGACUAACCUCGAAUACAGGCCGGCUACACUUCAUUUUCAUUUUGUCCAAAAGAAAAAGAAAUAUAGAAUAGGAAUUAUGGUUGAGAGUGAUCAGAGAAUUUCUUGA
Molecule: messenger RNA, 651 nt
Organism: Asparagus officinalis (garden asparagus)
Lineage: Eukaryota; Viridiplantae; Streptophyta; Magnoliopsida; Asparagales; Asparagaceae
Product: magnesium-chelatase subunit ChlH, chloroplastic-like
Exons: 2
Biological process (GO): biosynthetic process
Cellular component (GO): chloroplast
Source: RefSeq, a predicted model, not a curated record